This is a messenger RNA of Chroicocephalus ridibundus (black-headed gull), 615 nucleotides long. RefSeq lists its product as uncharacterized. The transcript is spliced from 3 exons. Lineage: Eukaryota; Metazoa; Chordata; Aves; Charadriiformes; Laridae. The coding region runs from base 1 to 615 and encodes 204 amino acids. Gene Ontology annotation, molecular function: structural constituent of cytoskeleton. The record is from RefSeq and is a predicted model, not a curated record. Gene Ontology annotation, cellular component: intermediate filament.
AUGGAUGACAACUUCACCACCCAAGUGAUAGAGGAUCCCAUGAGGACAGGUGUUCUGCUGGACCUCAUAGGUAUCAAGAAGGAAGAGCUUGUUGUGGAUGUGAAGAUCAAAGGCAGCCUGGGUUGCAGUGACCGUGAAAUGGUGGAGUUCAUGAUCCCAAGGGGACUGAGGAGGAAGCUACCUCUGGGCCCAGGGCAGGUCAGGGCCACCAUAAAAGCCAGCCCAACUCCUUGUUCUCCCAUCCACUUCUCUCUCCUCCUUCUCCUUGGGAACCAGGUGCGUCUGCAGCAGACAAGAGUCAUGUCCUGCUAUGACCAGUGUCAGCCCUGCCAACCCUGCCGGCCCUGUGGCCCGACCCCACUGGCCAACAGCUGCAAUGAGCCCUGUGUCAGGCAGUGCCAGAACUCCACCGUUGUCAUCCAGCCCUCUCCCGUGGUGGUGACCCUGCCUGGCCCCAUCCUCAGCUCCUUCCCACAGAACACCGUUGUGGGAUCCUCCACCUCUGCUGCCGUUGGCAGCAUCCUCAGCUGUGAUGGAGUGCCCAUCAUCUCUGGGUUCUGUGACCUCUCUGGCAUUUCCAGCCGCUACUAUGGCAGAAGGUGUCCCCCCUGCUAA